Molecule: messenger RNA, 2194 nt
Organism: Punica granatum (pomegranate)
Lineage: Eukaryota; Viridiplantae; Streptophyta; Magnoliopsida; Myrtales; Lythraceae
Source: RefSeq, a predicted model, not a curated record
ACCUCUGGUCGUUUCAAUGGCUCAAAAGUCUCCAACACGGCCCCAAUUCCAAGUUCUUCUUCAACUCCAGACAAUGGCGACGAGUGGAGAUCCUGCAGACAUAUCUGUUGGGUUACCCCUUUAAAAUCUGGUGUUAUCAUGGCCUGCCUCUCCGCUAAUACUUUCCAAGUUUUAAGGGCAGCUGGUGGAUGCGGCCGGACUCUCGUAUUUGGAUACCAUUUUACAGCUAAAUCCGAUCUGCCGCUUCUUCCUGUCCUUAGCUCUUGUCCCGCCAUCUCCCUUCUUUGUCGCUCUGCCUCUGCAUCUGGGACGUUUCCGGUGAUGGCUGAGGAGGAGAACAGAGUGUUCGGCGCGAGCGAGGCCUCACUGUUGAUUCGGGAGCUCAGGGACAGCUUCAAGUCAGGCAGGACGAAGAGCUACGACUGGAGGGUUUCCCAGCUCAGAGGCAUCGAGAAGAUGAUCGAGGAGAGGGAGAAGGACAUUAUCCAAGCUCUUUACAUGGACCUCUCGAAGCCUGAGCUCGAAUCAUUCUUCUCCGAGAUUUCCACAUCGAAGUCAUCAUGUAAGAAGGCCCUCAAGGAGUUAAAGAAAUGGAUGAUGCCGGAGAAGGUCAAAACUUCGAUGACGACUUACCCUUCUUCAGCAGAAAUAGUGUCGGAACCACUCGGGGUUGUUCUGGUCAUUUCGGCAUGGAACUAUCCUUUCUUGUUAUCGCUAGACCCAGUUAUAGGAGCUAUAGCUGCGGGCAAUGCUGUCGUAUUAAAACCAUCGGAAAUUGCUCCAGCCACUUCGUCGCUUCUGGCAAGACUACUGGAGGAGUAUUUGGACAAGAGCGCUAUCAGAGUCGUCGAAGGAGCAGUUCCUGAGACAACCGCUCUACUGGACCAGAAGUGGGACAAGAUAAUGUACACAGGCAGUGGUAGAGUGGGUCGAAUAGUUAUGGCUGCUGCUGCGAGGCACCUCACUCCGGUAAUUCUCGAACUCGGAGGAAAAUGCCCAGCCAUCGUUGAUUCAAAUGUCAAGUUAGAGGUCUGUGUGAGGAGGAUAAUAGCAGGAAAAUGGGCUGCUAAUAGCGGGCAAGCUUGCAUCAGUAUUGACUACAUCAUUACGACGAAACAAUUCGCUCCCAAAUUGAUUGAUGCUCUCAAAAAAGGGAUCGAGGAAUCCUUCGGUGAGAAGCCGAUUGAAUCGCCGGACAUGUCUCGUAUAGUGAACGCAUUUCACUUCAAACGUUUGGUAAACCUCUUGGACGAGGAACGGGUCUAUCACAAGAUUGUCCUCGGGGGACAAAGAGAGGAGAAGCUACUAAAGAUUGCUCCGACUGUCCUGUUGGAUGUUCCCGAGGAUUCGCAGAUAAUGCAGGAGGAAAUAUUCGGGCCAAUGCUGCCCAUUCUCACGGUUGAAAAUUUAGAGGAAGGUUUUGAGGUCGUAAACUCGAAACCGAAGCCUCUAGCAGCGUAUCUCUUCACCAACAAUGAACAGCUGAAGAAGGAAUUUGUUCAGAAUGUAUCUGCUGGAGGAAUGCUUGUUAAUGAUGCAAUCCUACAUGUUACUGUUCCAGGAUUGCCUUUUGGUGGGAUCGGUGAGAGCGGGAUUGGUGCAUACCAUGGUAAAUUUUCAUUCGAUGCGUUUAGCCACAAGAAGGGAGUUAUGUACAGAAGUUUCGAGGGAGACUCAUCCGUGAGGUACCCUCCAUACACGCCGAAGAAGCAGAGGCUGUUGAAGGCCCUGAUAAAUGGAAACAUUAUCGGCAUUAUUCUUGCUUUGAUUAGUUGGUACAGGAAAUGAGCGUCAAAUGCUGCAGCCUAUAUGCAUCUUCUCCUCCUGAAUCCCGGAUACGUAUGAAAAGUCGUAGCUGCAUGUGAAUCAAACAUAAAACAUUCACAAAGAAAGAUGGGGCUUAGCGAGAUUAGUCGUCACUAGUUGGGGUGUGCAUGAAUACCGGAUAUAUCCGGAACCGAUUGGAACCUACCCAUUGAGGAUAUGGUCCGUGUAACUUCAAUUGAAAAUCGGGUAGGAUGCGGGUAAUAAUUUAAGAAACCGGUGAAAAUAGGUUUCGAUUUCGUAUAGACUACUCACUGAACAAAUACCUGAGACUUAUAUUUUUUUUGAAAAAUUAUUUUAUAUUGACAUAAUUCUCUAUGUGCAAUGUAAUAGGUACAUAAUCCUAAUGAGAGCUUAUUUGCUUUGUCUA